CAGGUGGUGCUUACUCGAGAUCGAGCUGAUCGAGUGAGUGCAGUGUUCAGGUGGAAAUCAGUUCAUACUUUACACUACUGGGACCAGUAGCACGUAUACGAAAGUUGUGAAGUGAUUAAGUGGUUGAAGAAAAAUCUGCAAAAGAUUGUAAAAUGCUGCGCGGUUCUGUUGCGCUGUUCGUUUUGAUUGCGAUUGUGUCCGGUGCUGCAGCGACCUUUGGAUACGGUCUGCUAGGAGGGUCAGGAGCAUACGGUUACGGCGGUUAUGGCGCUCCAUGGUAUAAUGGCGGUUAUGGUGGAGGCUAUGGCGGAUACGGUGGAUACAACGGGUAUGGAGGCUAUGGAGGCUACGGAGGAGGUUAUCCAUCAUCGCUAGGCUAUGGAUAUGGAUAUCCAGGCAAAUAUGGCGGCUACGGAGGAUACGGCGGCUAUGGCGGUUAUGGCAGUUAUGGCGGAUAUGGUGGCUACGGAGGAUACGGAGGAGGGUACGGCAGUGGAUAUGGUGGAUACGGAGGUUUCCGACCUUACUUCCGAUAAACGAUCGGCCGGGCCCGGGUCACCAAUUAGCAGAUAAGCGUCUAGUGUUAAUAUCGUUUACAGUUUAAAUGUGAUAAAUCCGUUGCUGCGUCUGCUACAGUAGCAAUAGUGUUUUCAUUCGCGCAUUCCAUCACUGAAUUAACGAAUAAACUAUUCGUGCUCCUCAAACCCAAA
Anopheles stephensi (Asian malaria mosquito) is the source of this 710-nucleotide messenger RNA. Its product is annotated as keratin-associated protein 19-2-like. Lineage: Eukaryota; Metazoa; Arthropoda; Insecta; Diptera; Culicidae. The coding region runs from base 153 to 536 and encodes 127 amino acids. The transcript is spliced from 5 exons. The record is from RefSeq and is a predicted model, not a curated record.